Messenger RNA from Lathyrus oleraceus (garden pea), 5880 nucleotides. RefSeq lists its product as uncharacterized. The transcript is spliced from 10 exons. Gene Ontology annotation, molecular function: RNA-DNA hybrid ribonuclease activity; DNA binding; DNA ligase (ATP) activity. Lineage: Eukaryota; Viridiplantae; Streptophyta; Magnoliopsida; Fabales; Fabaceae. Gene Ontology annotation, biological process: DNA repair; DNA integration; DNA recombination. The record is from RefSeq and is a predicted model, not a curated record. Bases 1 to 5880 code for a protein of 1959 amino acids.
AUGCCUGAAGAAGGUCCUUUUGUCUCCAAGGAACUCAAGCCUUUCCAGAAGUUGGCUUCCCUCACCUCCAGCCAUGUCAAGUGGUACAUCAGGGAUUGGGAAACCGAGAAUGUGAUUGUCAGCAUUGGAGACUUCCCCAAUAUGCCGUUGAUAGGAACCAAGGGUUGCAUUAACUAUAACCCCAUGUUAUCUCUGAGGCAGCAUGGAUACCCUAUGAAUGGCCCUCCAAAAGUUGAAGCUCUAGAGCCUUUCAUCUUACAUAGUGUUGAAGCAGAUCAUCCCAUGGUGAGAAAGGUCAAAAGGUCUUGGCAAGCAGUUAUCAGAAAAGGUAAGGAGUUGGGUAGGAGAAAUGUCAUUGCCCAAGAGCCUUACACUUGUUGGGUUAGAGAGAGGGUUCAGAUGAUUAAACUCCCUUAUCCAUUUGAUCCUUCUAUCUAUCCAGUGAUUCCUGAUCCAGAGCCCAUAUUACCUGAAGAUGUAGAGAAGCUCAAUGCCCGUAUCAAGGAGUUGGAGUCGGAAAAUGAUGACUUGAGAAUCAGGCUUGGCCGAGUCUCGGUAGAGAAUGGGAACUUGAAAGACGAUCAACAAAAGAAGGACAAAGAGCUUGAAGUCUCCAACAAAAGAGCUAGAGAGUCUGAAGCGAGGAGAGAAAAGUUUGGACAAGCACUCUAUAGCACUAAAUAUGUGUUCAAAUCAAAGGAAGAGGAGUUGGAUAGAGCUUUACUCCGGAUUCAAAAACUCAACAAGACUCUGGAGCUGACCCUUGAGAUGAAAAGAGAAGCACGGUUAAUUUCUGAGAUUCGUACUCGUGAAUUGGAGAAUACAAUUCAGAAGUACAAGGAUGCUCUGGAACGUGAGAAGCUGAAGACCGAAGAGUCAGAGAGAGUGUGCACACGAUUGAAACAUCAUUUGGAUCGAGCCGAUGCUAGAAUCCAGGCACUUGAAGGUGGGGAUCAGAAUGCUGCCUAUAUGGUGUUGCUGAAUGAAUGCAGAUAUUGGAGAAACCUCUAUAGGGACAUAGAGGUGACAAAGGCUGAAGACGUGCGCAUUAUCCAAGAUCUCCAGGGGCUCUACACUGAGUGGAAGGGCAAAUUUCUGAAGCUGUCCGGGUUCGCGAGUUCCAUCAUGCGAUUGGUGAGGGCUAGAUUGAUUGAUACCUGUCACGAUAGCUGUGGAGAAUGUGCCAUUCAGCCGAAGGGAUGUAAAGUAGUACAAAAGGAUAUUCAGAACUUGAUGGAUCAAGGCGUUUUGCAAAUUUCUGGUCCAACAAUUAAUGAGGAAAUUUCGGUCAUUGAACCUGUCUUUAACAUACCAGAACCAUUUGAGGUGACUUAUCACAGGAGAGACAUUGUUCAUCCGUCACUCGUGGUAGUUUGUAUGCCUACCCCAUUUCCUUUUAAGAGCACCAAGGCGGUACCCUGGAAGUACGACAUAACAGUGGUGGAUGGGUUGGUAGAUGGAAAACCCAAAAUUGCUGAAAGUAAGGAAGUUUUGGAGAAUGUUGACACCGACAUCACCAAUAUCGCAGGAACAAGCAGGAUGACCCGUAGUGGUCGGAUUUAUACUCCCAAUGUUAAUGUCAACCCUCAAGAGCCAACAAGGGGAGCUGCAAAUGUAAAUCCUACCCCAGAACAGGGAGGGGCACAGUCGGCUGUGCAAACAGAUGAAGCAAGUGAGUUCCUAAGGAUAAUAAAGAAAUCUGACUACAAGAUAGUUGAUCAAUUACAUCAAACACCAUCAAAGAUAUCUAUCUUGUCCUUGCUUCUGAAUUCCGAAGCUCAUAGGGAGGCUCUACUAAAAGUGCUUUCUCAGGCUCAUGUUACCCAGGAUAUAACGGUUGGCCAAUUCGAUGGAGUGGUCGCCAAUAUCACAGCCUGCAACACUCUAAGUUUCAGUAAUGAAGAGUUGCCCAAAGAGGGGAAGAAUCACAACCUGGGGGAGGUAGAGUUGCCGAUACAAAUUGGACCACAUGUAUUCCCCAUCAAUUUCCAAGUCAUGGACAUAAAUCCAGCUUAUAGCUGCCUUUUGGGACGCCCAUGGAUACAUGUUGCUGGGGCAGUAACUUCUACUUUGCAUCAAAAGAUGAAGUUCGUUGUCGAUAACAAGCUCGUUAUUGUCUCAGGUGAAGAGGACUUUAUCAUCAGUCAACUCUCCUCUUUCCGUUAUAUUGAGUUGCUACAUGAAUAUGUAGAUGUAUUUGCUUGGUCGUAUCAGGAUAUGCCAGGUUUAGAUACUGACAUUGUUGUCCACAAGCUACCACUACAGCCAGAUUGUCCGCCAGUGAAGCAGAAGCUCCGAAGAGCAAGACCCGGCAUGGCUCUAAAGAUUUGUGACGAGGUGAAACGUCAAUUUGAUGCCGGUUUUCUAGCAGUUGCAAAGUACCCUCAAUGGGUAGCCAACAUUGUGCCAGUACCCAAAAAGGAUGGAAAGGUCAGGAUGUGUGUUGAUUAUAGGGAUCUAAACAAAGCUAGUCCAAAGGACGAUUUCCCCCUGCCACAUAUUGACACUCUGGUAGACAACACUGCUAAGUUCGCAGUCUUCUCCUUUAUGGACGGAUUCUCGGGUUACAAUCAAAUUAAGAUGGAUCCAGAGGACAUGGAAAAGACCACAUUCAUCACCCCUUGGGGAACAUUUUGCUACAAGGUAAUGCCAUUCGGUCUCAAAAAUGCUGGGGCAACUUACCAAAGAGCUAUGGUCACUCUUUUCCAUGAUAUGAUGCAUAAGGAAAUUGAGGUCUAUGUGGAUGAUAUGAUUGCAAAAUCUCAAAGUGAAGAGGAUCAUAUGGACCACUUGCAGAAGCUGUUUGAGCGUCUUCGGAAAUUUCGACUACGACUAAAUCCUGCUAAAUGCACCUUCGGUGUCCGAUCCGGAAAGUUGCUUGGUUUCAUUGUUAGCCAACGAGGAAUUGAGGUAGAUCCUGACAAAGUCCGAGCUAUACAAGAGAUGCCUGCUCCACGUACCGAGCGAGAGGUUAGAGGCUUCCUGGGACGUUUGAAUUAUAUCUCAAGGUUUAUCUCACAUAUGACGGCCACAUGUGAGCCUAUAUUCAAAUUGCUUCGAAAAGAUCAAGCAGUUGAAUGGAAUUCUGACUGCCAAAUGGCUUUUGAGAAAAUCGGACAAUACCUGCAAGAGCCUCCUAUUCUAAUUCCACCUGUUCAGGGGAGACCACUCUUUAUGUACUUAACCGUGCUUGAAAAGUCAAUGGGAUGUGUGUUGGGACAACAUGACGAAACCGGUCGAAAGGAACAUGCUAUCUACUAUCUAAGUAAGAGAUUUACCGAUUGUGAAACCCGAUACUCACUCUUGGAGAAAACUUGUUGCGCUUUAGCAUGGGCCGCUCGUCGUCUGAGACAAUACAUGAUUUGCCACACUACUUUGUUGAUCUCCAAAAUGGAUCCAAUAAAGUAUAUUUUUGAAAAGCCUGCUUUGACUGGAAGACUUGCCCGUUGGCAGAUGUUACUAUCUGAGUAUGACAUCCAAUAUGUGUCUCAGAAAGCCAUAAAAGGAAGUGUGUUAUCUGAUUACUUGGCAAAUCAGCCCGUUGAAGAUUACCAGCCGUUGAAGUUUGACUUCCCAGAUGAAGACAUUAUGGUAGUGAAAGACUGUGAAAUCCCAGGACUUGAUGAAGGACCUGAACCCGGAUCUCGAUGGAAGCUCAUGUUUGAUGCAAGGUUGUGUUUUGAUUGCACGAACAAUAUAGCAGAAUAUGAGGCGUGCAUCCUAGGCAUUGAAGCAGCCAUUGAUCUCCGAAUCAAAAUCCUUGAAGUAUGUGGAGAUUCAGCCUUGGUGAUAUACCAAGUUAAGGGCGAAUGGGAAACCCGUGAUACCAAGUUGAUCCCAUAUCGUGCCUAUGUCAUGGAAUUAAUAAAAUACUUUGACGAAAUCACUUUCCGUCAUAUCCCGAGAACUGAGAAUCAAAUUGCUGAUGCUUUGGCUAUGUUGGCUUCAAUGUACCAGGUCAGAUUCCAUAAUGAAGCACCUCUCAUUCAAAUCGAGCGGAAAGUUGAGCCUGCCUACUGCCAGUCAGUUGAAGAGGAAGCCGAUGGUAAACCCUGGUUUCACGACAUCAAGUGCUUUUUGCAAAAUCAAGAAUAUCCAACAGAUGCCACAACCCUUGACAAGAAAACAUUGAGGAAGUUAGCAUCUAAAUUCUUCUUAAGCAAUGGUGUGUUGUACAAGAGAAAUCACGACAUGAUUCUGCUCAGAUGCGUGGAUGGACGUGAAGCAGACCUGUUGAUCAAGGAGAUUCAUGAAGGAUCCUUUGGAACUCAUGCCAAUGGGCAUGCCAUGGCCAAGAAGAUUUUGAGAGCUGUAAAUGUUUUGACGUUACCUUGGCCUUUCUCAAUGUGGGGCAUCGACAUGAUUGGCGCCAUCGAGCCUAAAGCUUCCAAUGGUCACCGAUUCAUCCUGGUUGCCAUUGAUUACUUUACCAAAUGGGUAGAAGCCGCCUCUUAUGCUAAUGUGACAAAACAAGUGGUUGCACGGUUUCUCAAGAAAGAGAUCAUUUGCCGUUAUGGAAUUCCAAGCCGGAUCAUCACAGAUAAUGGGACGAAUCUGAACAAUAAGACCAUGAAGGAAUUAUGCGAGAGCUUCAAGAUUGAGCACCAUAACUCUUCACCAUAUCGUCCAAAGAUGAAUGGCGCUGUUGAAGCCGCUAACAAAAACAUCAAGAAGAUUUUGGUAUAUGGGAUGGAAGCAGUUCUCCCAAUUGAAGUAGAGAUACCUUCAAUGAGAAUCUUGAUGGAGACCAAGCUAGAAGAGGCUGAGUGGAUUCAAAAUAGAUUUGAUCAGUUGAACCUCAUAGAUGAGAAGCGAUUGACUUCUUUGUGCCAUGGACAAUUAUACCAGAAACGGCUUAAAAGGGCUUUUGACAAGAAAGUACGUGUUCGGGAAUUCAGAGAAGGAGACCUCGUGCUUAAGAAGAUCUUGCCAAUACACAAAGACUCAUGUGGGAAGUGGACUCCCAAUUAUGAAGGCCCAUAUGUUGUAAAGAAAGUUUUCUCCGGAGGUGCCUUGAUUCUCACAACUAUGGAUGAUGAAGAACUCUCACACCCCGUGAACUCUGAUGCAGUUAAAAAAGUCUGCCAACCAGCUACACAAUCUUCUGUAGUUGGUCCCUCGUAUGCAACAACUACAUCAGUCCAUUCAAGUUCGGCUCCCAUCCUGAAUUCUUUAACCGAUUCUUCUCAUUCCCAUCGAAAUAGUGCCUCAAAUUUGGUUGCAAAAUGUUGUGGGAACCUUAAUCCUCGUCCAAUAACUCAUGGGGUUAUUAAGUCGGAAAAUACUAGCCUAAAAGAAACCAAUAGAAUAUCAACAGAUCAAGCAACUACUGCAGUCCAAGCUUGUAGUUCACUUACUGAUGCUGAAUUGACAUUUAAGGAGAGCAACCCACCUAAAGAGCUGCAAGGAAGCGUUGCAAAGGAAUCUGGAAAAGACAGUCAAGAGAAGAAAAAGAAUCACAUAAAGUCACUUCUUGUUGCUGCAUUUGAGUGUGAACCUCUAUGCAUAAUCCGUUUGCUACAGUCGAAAUUGCGGAUUGGAUACGCCGAGCAAACUCUAUUAGCUGCAUUAGGCCAUGCUGCAGUGUACUCUGAAGAACAUUCUAAACCGCCUCCUGGAAUUCAGUCUCUUCGCAUGGCGCCUAUGCUGUCAAAAGCAACCAAAGGUGUAGCAGAAAUUCUAAAUAAGUUUCAGGAUGUAGAGUUUACGUGUGAAUAUAAUUAUGAUGGUAACAAGCUCAGUUGGAUUUUGCGUCAAGAAUGCUUCCACUUCUUUCAAAGUAUUGAUUGCAGGUUGAAAGGCAGUGAAGUUGAAGCGUUGCCCUCGAAACGAAUGACAGAGCCAGACAUCAUUUUGAAAGUCGCAUAUAUCCAACAUUAG